AUGGCAGACACCACCCCGGCAACGACCAACAACUCCCCCAAGAAACAAAUCAUCCUCAAUGCCUUUGUCAUGAACACACCCGGCCACCAGGCCCCAGGCCUGUGGCGUCAUCCUCGCAACAAGACAGAUCAAUACAAAAAGCUCUCCUUCUGGAACGAUCUCGCCCAGCUGCUUGACAAAGCCGGAUUUCACGCAAUGUUCAUCGCCGAUACAUUGGGUCCGUACGAUGUUUACAAGGGACCCGCAAAUGUUGUACCGUCUCUUGCCUCAGGUGCCCAAUUCCCGGUUAAUGAUCCUCUGUAUUUGGUUCCGGCCAUGGCUUCUGUUACGAAGAAUUUAAUAUUUGGUGUGACGGCCAGUUUGACAUAUGAAAAACCAUAUGCGUUAGCGAGGAGGUUCUCAACGGUUGAUCAUCUGAGUGAGGGUCGAGUUGCGUGGAAUAUCGUCACUUCGUAUUUAGAUAGUGCUGCUCGUAACCACGGCCUGAAAGAGCAAAUCCCGCACGAUGAACGAUAUGCAAUUGCGCAUGAGUAUAUGGAAGUCCUCUACAAGCUCUGGGAAGGCAGUUUCCGCGACGAUGCCGUCCUCGAAAAUCGAGAAACAGGAAAGUACAUCGCCGACGACGCAGUGCGGCAAAUCAACCACAAAGGGAAAUACUUUGAAGUCCCCGGACCUCAUUUCUGUGAGCCGUCACCACAACGAACUCCGUUUCUAUUUCAGGCGGGCGUUUCCGAGGCAGGUAAUGGAUUUGGCGGCAAGCAUGGAGAAGCCAUUUUUAUUGGCGGCCAAGUUCCUGAAGAUGUUCGCGUAACAGUGAACAAUAUUCGAAACAUCGCGCAGAAAGAAGGCCGUGAUCCGAAUCAUAUAAAGAUCAUACUAGCAACCUGCAUAAUCGUGGCUGCGACGGAUGAAGAAGCGCAUGCAAAACGUGAAGAAUACCUGAAAUACGCCGAUUAUGAAGGCGCUUACGCCCUCUUUGGCGGAUGGACAGGUGUCGAUUUAUCCAAGUAUUCCGAUGACGAGAAUUUCCUAGUCACGGAUUCGCCCCGUGUUCAAUCUCUUAUUCGGCGAUGGGCGGCUUCGGUACCCGGAAAGGAGAACCAGCCCUGGACCAAGAAGAAUAUUGCAGAGUAUCUCAGUGUUGGCGGCCUACAGGCGAAAUUAAUUGGCAGUCCGACUACUGUCGCUGAUCAGCUUGAGCGCUGGGUGGAUCUAACAGAUGUGGAUGGGUUUAAUGUUAUUCAUAUUACGAAUCCGGGAUGUUUUGAGGAUAUGGCGGAGUAUCUGCUUCCGGAGUUGAGACGGCGUGGAAGGUUCAGGAGUCAUGUGGAAAAGGAAGGGGCUACUGCUCGAGAAGUCUUUAUUGGCUCGAAGAGAUUGCCAGAGGAUCAUCCGGGCAGCAAGUAUAAGUGGCGUGCUGGCGAGGAUAUUCCUCAAUAUCAACAAGAGGAACAGCUAAAAUCUUCUGAAGAUUAG
Molecule: messenger RNA, 1476 nt
Organism: Talaromyces amestolkiae
Lineage: Eukaryota; Fungi; Ascomycota; Eurotiomycetes; Eurotiales; Trichocomaceae
Exons: 1
Coding region: 1-1476 (491 amino acids)
Molecular function (GO): oxidoreductase activity, acting on paired donors, with incorporation or reduction of molecular oxygen; monooxygenase activity
Source: RefSeq, a predicted model, not a curated record